AUGUUCCCGGGUGAGGGAGAAGUCCGGUAUUCAGUCACGCUUUCUCCUGCGCCGCUCUCUCCCGAGAAACUACCGUUGCCCGGGGACAGCCCGCAGCCGGAGCGGUGUCUCUUCUCCGGUCUGAGGGGCAGCGCCUACCUCCUUCACCUCCCUCCCCGGGCGCCCUUGCCCGGCCCGGCCCUGACCCAUUGCCGGCCGCUGCGGCCGCUCCUCUGCCCAGCAGCCGGUCUGGCCUCUUGGGGCUUUUUAGUACGUGAGGAACAGAUUGCAGAAGGCCUCAAUACACAGUACAUUGUCCGUGUGAACGCUGUCAAAACUGAGGAGGGUAGCAGUAAUGGUGGUGUAAAUGGCGCUUUUCAAAACAUUUUGUUUGCAGUUAACGUGAAAUGGGGAAAAGAGAAAUUCGAUGGCGUGGAGCUUAACACUGAUGAACCUCCAAUGGUCUUCAAAGCCCAGUUGUUUGCACUGACUGGAGUUCAGCCAGCUAGACAGAAGGUUAUGGUUAAAGGAGGAACUCUGAAGGAUGAUGACUGGGGGAACCUAAAAAUAAAGAACGGGAUGACCUUAUUAAUGAUGGGUUCCGCAGAUGCGCUUCCGGAAGAGCCAAUUGCUCGACCCAUCUUUGUAGAAGACAUGACAGAGGAGCAGUUGGCUUCAGCUAUGGAAUUACCAUGUGGAUUGACAAACCUUGGCAACACUUGCUACAUGAAUGCUACGGUUCAGUGUAUCCGCUCAGUGCCAGAAGUUAAAGAGGCCCUUAAAAGGUAUGGUGGUGCCUUAAGAGCUUCUGGAGAAAUGGCCUCUGCUCAAUACAUUACUGCAGCUCUUAGAGACUUGUUUGAUUCCAUGGAUAAAACUUCCUCCAGUAUCCCACCUAUCAUUCUCCUGCAGUUUUUACAUAUGGCCUUCCCACAGUUUGCAGAGAAAGGCGAUCAAGGCCAGUACCUUCAACAGGAUGCAAAUGAGUGCUGGGUGCAGAUGAUGAGGGUACUACAGCAGAAACUGGAAGGCAUAGAAGGUGAUACAGUUAUGGAGACAGACUCUGGAGCUACAGCAGCAGCUUCUAAAAAGAAGAGUUUAAUCGAUCAGUUCUUCAGCAUUGAAUUUGAAACAGCCAUGAAAUGUACAGAAGCUGAAGAAGAGGAAGUAACUAAAGGAAAGGAGAAUCUGCUUCAGCUUAGCUGCUUUAUCAAUCAAGAAGUGAAAUAUCUGUUUACAGGACUAAAAUUGCGUCUUCAAGAGGAAAUCACCAAACUCUCUCCAACACUGCAGAGAAAUGCACUCUAUAUCAAAUCUUCUAAAAUUAGUCGCUUGCCAGCGUACCUGACUAUUCAGAUGGUUAGAUUUUUUUACAAAGAGAAAGAAUCUGUGAAUGCCAAAGUUCUUAAGGAUGUUAAGUUUCCUCUUAUGUUGGAUGUGUAUGAGCUGUGUACGCCAGACCUUCAGGAAAAAAUGGUUUCUUAUCGAUCAAAAUUCAAAGAUCUAGAAGACAAAAAAGUAAAUCAACAGCCAAAGAAUUCUAGUAAAAGUGAUGGUGCACAGAAAGAAGUUAAAUAUGAACCAUUUUCUUUUCCUGAUGAUAUUGGUUCUAAUAAUUGCGGCUAUUAUGACCUGCAGGCAGUGCUAACACAUCAAGGCAGAUCGAGUUCCUCUGGGCAUUAUGUGUCUUGGGUUAAAAGGAAACAAGAUGAAUGGAUUAAAUUUGAUGAUGACAAAGUCAGCAUUGUUACACCCGAAGAUAUUUUGAGGUUAUCUGGGGGUGGAGACUGGCAUAUAGCUUAUGUUCUACUCUACGGGCCUCGCAGAAUCGAAGUAAUUGAAGACGAAGCUGAACAGUAGUCUUCGGUCUUAGUCAUUCUGCCUAGGUGUGAAAUAAAUGUUGAUUACUGAUCACUUCUUUAACCCCAGAGCUUUAGCAAGUGGAUAAAUAAUCUGUUCAAACCUUUUCAUGUGAAGAGGGAUAUUGUUUCAAAACUGAUCCAUGUACCAGUUAGUCACUGCUGGACUGGACUGCCCACUGUGGUGGUGACAAUACUUAAAAUAGCUUUAAUGUCUUGCAG
This is a messenger RNA of Nipponia nippon (crested ibis), 2060 nucleotides long. NCBI's taxonomy places the organism in Eukaryota, Metazoa, Chordata, Aves, Pelecaniformes, Threskiornithidae. The record is from RefSeq and is a predicted model, not a curated record.